AAGACUCAAAGUAGUGUCAGUUUCAAAGUCACCUUCCAACGGCGCCGUAUUACCCUUCCGACGCCAUAGCCAAACAGCAGAGAAAGCUUCACGCGAAGCCUUCACCAGUUCGAUAGCAGCAAUAAUCGAAGGAUCCGAUUGGAACAAACCCGAUUCGUGUAUACAUUUCGGGUCAACCGUUAUGGCUGCUACGGAAUCCAAAAAAGUGAACUCCGAGAACCCGGCGGCGGCAAAAGCCGGCGGCAAAGUGUGGUUUUAUUCUUUGCUCCUCACCUUACAGUAUGGUGCUCAGCCGCUUAUAUCCAAGCGUUUUGUCAGGCGUGAAGUGAUAGUUACUUCAUCUGUUUUAACAUGUGAAGCAGUCAAGGUUAUUUGUGCUCUUGUUCUCAUGGCAAAAGAAGGCACUUUGAAGAAAAAUUACAGGGAGUGGACCUUAUUUGGCUCUUUGACUGCAUCUGGACUGCCUGCUGCUAUCUAUGCACUACAAAACAGCUUAUUGCAGAUCUCAUAUAAAAAUCUUGAUUCACUCACGUUUUCAAUCUUGAACCAAACAAAACUGUUCUUCACAGCCUUGUUUACUUACAUAAUUUUGAGGCAGAAGCAAUCCAUUCAACAAAUUGGGGCUCUUUUCUUGUUAAUCAUGGCAGCUGUCCUUUUAAGUGUUGGUGAGGGCUCCAGCAAAGCUUCCAGUAGUAGUAACCCCGAAGAGAUCUUAUUCUAUGGAAUUGUACCAGUUUUGGUUGCAUCUGUGCUUUCUGGUAUGGCAUCUGCCUUGUGUCAAUGGGCAUCUCAGGUUAAGAAACACUCAUCUUACCUGAUGACUGUUGAGAUGUCCAUUAUUGGGAGUCUCUGCUUGAUAAGUAGUACUUCCAAGUCCCCAGAUGGAGAAGCUAUUAGACAGCAUGGAUUCUUCUAUGGAUGGACUGCAUUAACUUUGAUCCCUGUUAUUUUAAAUGCCGUUGGUGGAAUUCUUGUGGGUCUUGUGACUUCAUAUGCCGGUGGUGUUAGGAAGGGUUUUGUCAUUGUGUCUGCACUUCUUGUCACUGCUUUGCUCCAGUUCAUCUUCGAUGGAAAACUUCCUUCACCAUACUGCCUCGUGGCACUUCCAUUGGUCAUGAUUAGCAUAAGCAUAUACCAAAAAUACCCAUAUCGUGUUAAAAAGAAGCAAAUGUGAAUUGUGAAUACACCAUAUUAUGACUCCCAUGAAUAUUUGACAAAAGGGACAAUCGAUUCUACUCAUGUAGCAGGAAAACAGUGCUUAGAGUGGAUAAGUAUUUUUAGAGGAGUCCAACUCUACCUCAGAACUGGAACAUUUGAGUAAAAAUAUGUUGCUUUACUAGUAGAUAUAUCUGUAUUUGAUGUAUAUGGACAUCCUCAGCAUGAUUCCACAUUGAGUAGCGGAAAUUGGAUGGAUCUCUGGCUGGAAACUCCUUCUAUAAGUGCAAUCGCCUUUUCUGAGAAGUUAGAGUGCGCGGAUUACCAGCUAGUUUGAAGCCGCGAGAUGAAGUUUAGUUUGAGCUUGAACUCGGGUGUAAAAAGAAAGAUGCUUUUCUCUUUUAUUGCCUUCUCAUAUUAUAUUUGUUAUGUUAUUUAGAUACAGAAAGACAGGGUAACGCCUAAUGAGUGAAAAAGCUAUGUGGAAAUUCA
This is a messenger RNA of Solanum verrucosum, 1647 nucleotides long. RefSeq names its product UDP-N-acetylglucosamine transporter ROCK1. The record is from RefSeq and is a predicted model, not a curated record. Gene Ontology annotation, cellular component: Golgi membrane. Gene Ontology annotation, molecular function: pyrimidine nucleotide-sugar transmembrane transporter activity. Gene Ontology annotation, biological process: pyrimidine nucleotide-sugar transmembrane transport. NCBI's taxonomy places the organism in Eukaryota, Viridiplantae, Streptophyta, Magnoliopsida, Solanales, Solanaceae. The coding region runs from base 182 to 1174 and encodes 330 amino acids. The transcript is spliced from 7 exons.